Molecule: messenger RNA, 243 nt
Organism: Cladophialophora bantiana CBS 173.52
Lineage: Eukaryota; Fungi; Ascomycota; Eurotiomycetes; Chaetothyriales; Herpotrichiellaceae
Exons: 2
Coding region: 1-243 (80 amino acids)
Source: RefSeq, a predicted model, not a curated record
AUGGCGCGCGGCGGUGAUAGUAUUCAAUUCACCCUCGAGACUGACCCUAAGCCGCAUAAUCCUGAAAACCUAAUUAAGGCUUUCGAAGAAAUCGGCGUAGAUACGGACGCAACGACACCGGUACAUGGCUCAGCCACGGCAUGGUUUGCUCAUCUCGACCUACUUAAAUACGUCAUUACCUUAAACCUAGAAACCGCAUUUAUUGUGGAAGACGACGUUAACUGGGAUAUGAGAAUUAAAUAG